UCAAACACCUGUGGUUCGUAAUAAUAAUAGAUUUAGACGUGAUGUAAGAACACUGGAAGAAGAGGAAGAGAUGUGGUUUGAUCAAGAUGAUGAGGCUCAGGAUAAUGAAUCACCUACAGUACCUGAUAUCUUAAAAAAUAAACUAGAUAAUGACUUUGAUCAACUCAAUAAAAUAUUAGAAAGUAAAAAAGUUGUCAAAGAGGCUGCAGAGGCUAAAGAAAGUUCACCUAAACUCAUAAACAAAGCCUGUACAAUCAAUAUUGCAUUAAAAACCAACAGCCCAGUAUCCAGUCCAGUUCAUUCACCAGGCAGUCCUCAUUCUCCUGGAAGUCCUGAGAAUCCCAAGAGUCCUGGAAUCAGUGCUAAUAAUUCCAAUAGUAAUAGUCCUGCUAUUAAUUGUAUCACACCUACACCAACCCCUCUAUCUUCACCUAAUAAUUCACCUCUCAUUGAGAAAGCUUCUAACGCUGUAACCAAAAAGCCUGGUCUCGUGGGAUUAGUGGAUUACCCAGAUGAAGACUCAGACGAAGAGGAAGAGUCAGACCCUAUAGCGCCAUCAGCCAAACGUGCUCGUAUUGGAACGUAG
This is a messenger RNA of Lottia gigantea (owl limpet), 586 nucleotides long. RefSeq lists its product as hypothetical. NCBI's taxonomy places the organism in Eukaryota, Metazoa, Mollusca, Gastropoda, Lottiidae. The record is from RefSeq and is a predicted model, not a curated record. The annotation marks the transcript as partial. The transcript is spliced from 3 exons.